Cygnus atratus (black swan) is the source of this 6024-nucleotide messenger RNA. It is a transcript of the gene ESYT2, whose product is annotated as extended synaptotagmin 2. NCBI's taxonomy places the organism in Eukaryota, Metazoa, Chordata, Aves, Anseriformes, Anatidae. The transcript has 23 exons. Gene Ontology annotation, molecular function: lipid binding. Gene Ontology annotation, biological process: lipid transport. Bases 678 to 2918 code for a protein of 746 amino acids. The record is from RefSeq and is a predicted model, not a curated record.
CAUCGCCCUGUGCGGGCUCUUCUGGAUCCGCAGGCACCGCGGCGGCAAAACCUCCCGCCUGGGCCGGGCUCUCGCCUUCCUGGAGGACGAGGAGGAGGCGGUGCGGCUCAGCGUCUCCUCGGCGGAUCUGCCCGCCUGGGUAUAAUACACAGAAAUACAUGUCAGGAAGUUUCCGUUAGGAGCUAUCAGGAUAUUUAUCCCAUCUCUGUGAGCUACUGUUCAUUUCAAUUUUAAACGGGUCAACAUAUUGGACAAUUUCAAAUGGGUCAACAUUAGGACUUUCUUUAGACAUUAAGAAGAAGAGGAGAGGAGCAGAGGUGACAGAAGGCUGCAAUGCAAUACAACUUUCUUACACGGUUUAAGGAGUUUCAGUUCCAAUACUUGAGGGAUAUCACUGUUGUUAUAGUAGCUUUCCUGUGUUACUAUUUAAAUCCAAAGGUGUUGAAAAUCUGUUUCAGCCUUUCUACUAGAGCCAACCUUUUUUUGUGUGUAAUUGCCACAUUGUUGAAAGAAUUACUUCUUCACCUUGGUGCUCCCUCUGACUGGAGGCAGACAGCCUGUGGGACAGGGAAGAACACGGCAGACGUCGCGCUGGAAAGCUUGUGCUGAGCAGAGCUCUGUAGCUUGUCGUGGCAGCUCCUAGGACUUGCUGAACCGAUAGCAGCAGCUCACGUGGGAUGACGAUGUUUGUGCCGGUCCAUUUUCCAGAUACAGAGAGAGCAGAAUGGCUCAACAAGACUGUAAAACAGAUGUGGCCUUUUAUCUGCCAAUUUAUUGAGAAGCUCUUCCGGGAGACCAUAGAACCAGCAGUAAGAGGAGCAAACAACCACCUCAGCACUUUUAGUUUUACAAAGAUUGAUAUUGGUCAUCAGCCACUGAGGAUAAAUGGUGUAAAAGUGUACACUGAAAAUGUGGACAAAAGGCAGAUCAUUUUGGAUCUUCAAAUCAGUUUUGUUGGAAACUGUGAAAUUGACUUGGAGAUCAAGAGAUACUUCUGCAGAGCUGGCGUGAAAAGUAUACAGAUCCAUGGUACUAUGAGAGUUAUCCUGGAACCACUAAUUGGAGACAUGCCCCUAAUUGGAGCACUAUCACUUUUUUUCCUUAGGAAACCUCUUUUAGAAAUUAACUGGACUGGACUGACCAAUCUUCUGGAUGUUCCAGGGCUGAAUGGCUUAUCAGAUACAAUAAUAUUGGAUAUAAUAUCCAACUACCUGGUCCUUCCAAAUAGAAUUACUGUUCCCCUUGUCAGUGAAGUGCAGAUUGCUCAGUUGCGAUUUCCUAUACCAAAAGGUGUUCUAAGGAUACACUUUAUUGAAGCUCAGGACCUGGAGGGUAAAGAUACUUACCUAAAAGGGAUCGUCAAAGGAAAGUCAGAUCCUUAUGGAAUCAUCCGUGUAGGCAACCAGAUUUUCCAAAGCAAGGUCAUCAAAGAAAAUCUCAAUCCAAAAUGGAAUGAAGUUUAUGAGGCCUUAGUAUAUGAACAUCCAGGACAGGAGCUAGAGAUUGAGCUCUUUGAUGAAGAUCCAGACAAAGAUGACUUCCUUGGAAGUUUGAUGAUAGAUUUAAUUGAAGUUGAAAAGGAACGACUUCUAGAUGAGUGGUUUACUUUGGAUGAAGUGUCCAAAGGAAAAUUGCAUUUAAAACUGGAGUGGCUCACAUUGAUGCCAACGGCAGAAAACCUAGACAAGGUGCUAACUAGCAUUAGAGCUGAUAAAGACCAAGCCAAUGAUGGACUUUCUUCUGCAUUGCUUAUUCUCUAUUUGGACUCAGCAAGAAACCUGCCUUCAGGAAAGAAAAUAAACAGCAAUCCCAACCCACUUGUUUCGCUGUCAGUUGGACACAAGGCACAGGAAAGUAAGAUUCGAUACAAGACCAAUGAACCAGUAUGGGAGGAAAACUUCACUUUCUUUGUACACAACCCCAAAAGACAAGAUCUUGAAGUUGAGGUGAGGGAUGAACAGCACCAGUGUUCUCUGGGGAACCUCAAACUGCCUCUAAGUCAGUUGCUGGAGAGUGAAGAUUUAACUAUGCAUCAGCGGUUCCACCUGAGCAACUCUGGUCCAAACAGCACUAUAAACAUGAAGAUUGCACUCAGGGUUCUUUCUCUUGAAAAGCAAGCAAGAUCUCCAGAUCAUCAACACUCAGCCCAAGUAAAAAGGCCGUCUGUUUCCAAAGAUGCAAGAAAAUCAUCUUUUAAGCCUCAGGUUCCUGUCUCGCCACCACUUGAUUCAAACAAACCUGUUCCAGCCUCCCCAGUGACUGACAGUGAUAAAAAGACAGAUGUGGCUGAAAAAAGUCAGCCUUCCAAUGCCAAUCCUCAGUGGCCAACAGAUCUCAGCCGAAGUUCUUCAAGUCUUCAUGCCUCUAACUUCAAUUAUUCUCCCAGCCACCUCUCAGUCAAGGAACCAACUCCUAGCAUAGCCUCAGACAUAUCUCUGCCCAUUGCUACACAGGAGCUACGGCAAAGACUGCGACAACUUGAAAAUGGAACAACCCUGGGGCAAUCUCCAUUAGGACAGAUACAGCUAACAAUUCGUCAUAGUUCACAAAGAAACAAACUGAUUGUGGUAGUGCAUUCCUGCAGAAAUCUAAUAGCAUUUUCUGAAGAAGGAUCCGAUCCAUAUGUUCGAAUGUAUUUAUUGCCUGAUAAGAGAAGAUCAGGAAGAAGAAAAACACAUGUAUCAAAGAAGACAUUAAACCCGGUGUUUGAUCAAAUAUUUGAUUUCAGUGUUUCCCUCCCUGAAGUACAGAGAAGAACACUAGAUGUAGCAGUGAAGAACAGUGGUGGUUUCUUGUCCAAAGAUAAAGGGCUGCUUGGCAAAUUAUUGAUACCUCUGGCAUCUGAAGAACUUGCUAAAGGCUGGACCCAGUGGUAUGACUUAACAGAAGAUGGUACAAGACCACAUGGUGCAAGCUAGGCCCAUAGAUACUGGGAGUUCCUGACACAUACCUUUGCCAACCUUUAUAUAUUUUUAAAGCAUUGUUCUCACAGAUGUACCAAUAUUAUUUUUAUAGCUUUACCAAUUUAGUUGUUAGACACAUCCCCAAUAAUUUUAUAACACUUGGUCAUUUUAUGUAGACAUACAGUUUCUCAUUGUUAAAUUUUGUAUUUUAAUUUGCUCAGAAAUUUUACGUUACUGUCAUGUGCAAUCGUACAGUAAAGUAACCUUUUGUGUUUAAGUUCAUCUUUAUGGUGGUUAUACCUAUUAGAAAGUGAAAAGAUGUUUCCUGCCUUGUUUUAUAUCUCACCAAGCUAUACUGUACCAUGUAAAUAUAUACUAUUUUUUUAUAAUUCUUUCAUGCUGGUUUGAAUUAAGAAGAAAAUUAGAUAAAGGAUAUAGAUAUUUUCUUCUAAAUGCAUGUUAAUUUCUUCAAAUGAAUCUCUUUUGUCUUUGCAGCACAAUGGUCUUAAUGUUAAUCAUUUUGUGAUAUUCUUCAAAAACAAACUGCAGAAAAAUGUUUUUACUUUAUUGUGCUUCUGGCCCAGUGUGGCAACUUUAAAAUGUACAAAACAUUAACAUUUUAGUAUUUAUAUAUAAAUGUAUUAUUGGAAAAUCAUGCUAUAGAAUAUUAUAAACAGAAAUGAGAAUUCUAUAAAUAUUGUAUAAAGAGAGGUCCAUGAAUCACAAUUUAUAAAAUUGAGUUUUCAUUUAAUGGAGUACAUUACAAGCAGUACAAUUUGUUAUACAGGUUCACUUGGGUUUUGUUAUUUAUUCCUGUACUCUACAGUACUAAACAAGUGACCCUUUGAAGGCAUGAGGACAUGGAUUUUACUGUAUUAUAAACAAAUCUCUAUUUAGAACUGUCCUGUCUGCCUUGUUUCACUGAUAAGGUAUACAAAUCAGCUUGCAAUGUAAGUUCAUACAGUAGGCAUACAUACAAAACAUAUGUUCUUUUUGUUAUAGAAUACUGUACUAAAUAGUUUAUUAUUCUAUACCUUCUGUAAUACUACAAUGGAACACCAAUAUGUAAGAAAGUGUGAAACUGAGUUGAAAGUGACUGUCUUUACAGUUGCCUCACUGCUACUUAGUGCAUUUGGUGCAUGAAGAAAAUGCACGUCAGUGGUCCACACAGCUUUCUUGAGAAAUAAUGGCGUUCUACUGAAGCAUUGCCAUAGUCUGCUGCAAGAUCAGUAGUGAUACUCAAACUGAUAAAAGUAGACAGUUGCAAGUUGAAGGGAGAGUAUCAGCCUCAGCAGCUGAGCUCACAGCUCUAGUUUUAUGAAUUAUGGUGUGUUUUUGUAUCCUGAACUGAUUUUUCUUUUGCUGGUAAGUUUUCUCAGACUGUUAUUAAAAAAAAAUGUGCAUUAUGAAUCCAAGAGAAGAGUUGAGCUCUUUCAGAGCCAACACCCUCAUUCUUGGAUAAGUAUGCAAUUAGACAGAAGAAGUACAUUAUUUAGCUAAGAUUCUAGAGUGAUCUCUCAGCCAAGAAAGAAUUUUAAAGCAUAACAAUAAACUCCUGAAAUUAGCUUUAUUGUAAAAUUACUGACGGAACCUUAAUUCUAGAUGUAGAAUAUGCCUACAUUACUAGAUUACCAAAGUGCCUACCAUAGAUGUAGCUUUUUGUCUUUUUCAAGUUUAAGAAUUGACUUAUUUUAGUUCGUCAAAAUUCAGUUUAACAUGAACAUUUCUCACGCAGAUGUGACACACACAUACACCUCUAUACAGUGAUGGCCGCCUUAUUGGCACAUUUUGUAUGAGACAAUUUUUGCAAACAAACCUACAUUGUAGAUUUUGCUGCUGUUACUUUCUGAGGGACUGGGCAAUAGAGAGAGGUUCUUUGUAAGAAACGUUUCUAUUUGAAGGCUUCACUUUAUAUUGGAUUGUAUGAGUGUCUGUAUGCAUAUACACUCAUCUGUUCAUAUAAAAUAUAUAUUGUGAAAUACAGAUUUUUCUUUGCUAGAUCUCUGUUAAAAUGCUAGGAAUGAAAAAACAGAAUUAUUGUUAAUGCAGUGGAAAUUGAAAAAGCAAAAGGUGUUGUAAGAAAGAGGUGUGCAUGCAGUAGUUCAGCACAAUUGUCUUUUGCCUUGGUUCAGCCAGAGGUGGAAGAACUUUUGCACUACGUCUUAGCCAGUGACUCAGCAGAGUUUGAUCCCUAGCAUACAGAUAAGCAGUAAGACUGAUACAGUGCUUCAAGUCUUAAGUGAAGUCUCUGGGGACAGAUGUUGGAAGUCUGCACUUGAACAAAAAGAGCGCAUAUUUUGUCUUCUGAAGUCUCCAGGGGAAAAGAUGCUGUGUUUGGGUAAACACAAGAUGAUAGCACAAAGUGAGGAACUGAAUAAAUUGUAUAGGACAGGUUUUCAAAUAGCUCAGGACCCCACGUUAGGGAUGGGUUCUUAAGAAAAGUGCAGUUCCUAUUUAGGAAUCUGAAGUGAAGAGGCUGUAAUUCAGCAACAAUGCAAAUUCCAUAAUUCCGAUUGGCAGGUAUCAGUCAUGGAUGCCACACUAUUUAGAAAUGUUCUGAGUGAAUUUGGAUCAGAAUAACAAUGCCUAUUGUUGGUAGUGGAAGCAAACCUCUGUAUUGUAGUUACCAGGUUCUGAGUGUUCUGUUUGUAUGGAAGUAGUGAGGACAAACACCACCUUUCCUCUGGGCAAGAAUUGCACUUCAUUAUCAAGUCAAUGUAUUCAGUAUCAACUGAUAGCUUUUAAUGUAGUUCUUGUUUAUCCUGUGCCUUAAAAUAUGAACAUAUGAAGAUGUUUAAGAAAUGGCUAAAAUGAGCUUGUUGCUUGUAUGUAUCAACCACAGUCUCUAGUAUUGAAACUGUUUUUAGGAUUACUCUGCUUCACUGACAUGAAAACCAGCUCUCUUUUACCGCAGUGAUCCAACCCAAACUCAAAUCAGCAUGCAUAUCACUCAAGUUUGGGUUAAAAGAAUUUAGUUUUGUCUUGAAUCCUUUAUCAGAGCUGCAGCUAAUGGUGAGAGUUGAAAUGAGAACAAAGGGUAAUCAAUUUUGUACAGAUUGCCUUUUUUGCUCAUGUAAUUCUACAUUAUGAUGCAUGUAUUCAAUAAAUGGUUCAUAUGGAA